AUGAGAAUCGAUUUCACGCUCCUGCUCGUCACUCUCGUCACCACUGUGACAGCCAGCGCCAUCGAUGGCUCCCGGCAUGUGGUGAGAGUUGAGGGCAUCGCGCAGUCAGAGGAGCACGAUCUGUACAAGCGCAAGGGCGGUGGCGGCGGAGGAGGCAGAGGAGGAGGCGGCAGCAGUGGAGGCAGCAGCGGCGGCAAGGGUGGCAGUUCUGGCGGUAGCAGCGGCGGCAGCAGUGGAAGUGGUGGAAGCAGUGGAAGCAGAGGCGGAAGCUCUGGAAACCGAGCCCCAAGCUCCAACGUCGGAGGCACAUCUGUGGGUGGAAGCGGCCCCAAGCCAGCAUACGGCGGUGGACGAUACUAUGGCGGUGGUGCGACAACUCCCUACCGCGCCGGUGGUGUGAGUCCAAGUGGUAUUGUCCCGAUUGCUCUCCUUGGAGGCGCCGCUGCUCUCGCUAUCUGGCCCGGAAUCUGGCUGUACGGCGCGUACAUGUACCCUUAUCACCAACCGUACCACUUCCACAAUGAGUCGAGCGGUCGUAACGAGACGCGAGAUGUUCUCUGUGGAUGCGGCACGUACGAUGUUUGCAGUUGCGAUGACAACAACAACACGGCGUACUAUGACAGCCUUAUCGGAAAUGGCUCCUAUGGCGCGCUCAACAAGAGCGUUGUUAACGUUGCCGACGUCAACGGCAGCACGACCCUUCUCAUCAAUGGCAGCCUUCCAAACGGCACAACAGCCGACGGCCCAGAUUCGAGCGCAGCUACUCUGCGAACCGCCGCUGAGAUGUUCGGCUUCUGGCCCGCUGUUGCUGCGGUCGUCGUCAUCGUCUUCCUCGCAUAA
Trichoderma aggressivum f. europaeum is the source of this 840-nucleotide messenger RNA. RefSeq lists its product as uncharacterized. The coding region runs from base 1 to 840 and encodes 279 amino acids. Lineage: Eukaryota; Fungi; Ascomycota; Sordariomycetes; Hypocreales; Hypocreaceae. The record is from RefSeq and is a predicted model, not a curated record. The transcript has 2 exons.